GUGUGUUAACAUUUCCCCAUCAACUGUUCCAAAUCCUGUUCAGAUGAAAGUCGACCCUGCAGCUUUUUAAGUGGCCUGCAUAAUCCCUGCCUAGAGAAAUUAUUCAGUGUUUUAACAUCAAUCAACUUUUAGCAUCAGUUAUAGAAUAAGUGGAUUAAGACAAUUUGACACAAAUAAAGAUGGAAGGUUCUAAGGAGUCAGACUUUAGCCACAUAGUGGACAACAUCUAUAUAGGCGCAGAAAGGGCAGUACACAGAACAGACCAGCUGAAACAAAAUAAUGUCACUCACAUCUUGACCAUCAACAAUGUUCCCCUACAUCGGAGCAUCACAGAAAGCUACAAGUACAAGUUUAUUUAUGGACUUGACCUUGAAUUCACUGACCUUCUCAGCCAUUUUGAAGAAUGUUUCCAUUUCAUAGAAGAUGCCACUGAGAGUGGAGGCAGUGUUCUGGUGCAUUGCCUUAUGGGGUGUUCCAGAAGUGCAACCAUUGCGAUUGCUUAUCUUAUGUAUAAAAACAAAAUAACUUAUGAAGAGGCCUUGGAAAUUGUGAAAAAUAAAAGACCAAUGGUGUGUCCCAAUGAAGGGUUCGUUUCUCAGCUGCUUUUGUUUGAGGAAAUGGGUUGUGCCAUGGACAGGACACAUGAGAAAUACAGGCAGUAUAGACUCAAGAAGCUGGCCGACAACUUACAGGGCUCCACUUCUGAAGAGAGACUUAAGCUGCAGGCCGAUUACUUUGAUACUGCUGAGGAACUCAAAAAAGAGGAUGUAGUGUUUAAAUGUCGUAAAUGUCGACAGGCCCUGUUCAAGCAGUCAGGGAUCAUGAAGCACUGUGUCGGAGAGGGAGAGGUUGCAUUCAGCUGGAGGGGGAAAGUGUCCACGGAGAAGACCGAAAAACCUAAUGACCCUGCGGUCUGUGAUUUAUCAUACUUCAUCGAGCCGGUCAGAUGGAUGGCAGGAUCCAUUCAGGAUCUUGAAGGAAAGCUGUCAUGUCCCAAAUGUAAUUGUAAAAUUGGCUCCUUCCUGUGGUAUGGGGAAAGGUGUCCGUGUGGUUCCUGGGUGGCACCCGCCUUCCACAUCCAGACCACCAAAGUGGAUAUGUGUAAACCCAGAGUUGUUCCAACUAGAUGAUAGAGUAACUCUAAAAUUAAUAUUGUCAUGUGCUAUGUGCACAUUAUAUGUUCUAGUAUUUAUUAUCUUUAAUUUGCAUGUGAGGGACUUACCCUCAUUCCUCACUCAAAAACAGAUACAGAACUAUAGUUAAUGUAUAUUGGUGUCAAAGUCCUUGUCACUUAUGAUGUUGCCUAUACAUUUGAAAGUAAAGAGUCAGAAGACAUAAUUUUAUGUUGUUCUGAUAAAAAAUCCUUUCAAACAUACAAACAAUUCAUGUAAAAUGGUUUAUUUUUAUUUUUGUGAUAAUUUUUUAUUUUCUGUCACUCUCAGAAUAACUCAUCAAAAGAUGAUUUAUACUUCAUUGUCUUAUCUUCCUAGUAAGUAAAUGUUAUUACAGUAGCAUUUAAUGUAUGUUUGUAAAAUAAAAUGAACUUAUAUAUUGUUAA
This is a messenger RNA of Magallana angulata, 1558 nucleotides long. Its product is annotated as dual specificity protein phosphatase 12-like. Gene Ontology annotation, cellular component: nucleus. The transcript has 2 exons. The coding region runs from base 180 to 1130 and encodes 316 amino acids. Gene Ontology annotation, biological process: protein dephosphorylation. Gene Ontology annotation, molecular function: protein tyrosine/serine/threonine phosphatase activity. The record is from RefSeq and is a predicted model, not a curated record. Lineage: Eukaryota; Metazoa; Mollusca; Bivalvia; Ostreida; Ostreidae.